This is a messenger RNA of Parus major (Great Tit), 2614 nucleotides long. It is a transcript of the gene DDX18, whose product is annotated as DEAD-box helicase 18. Gene Ontology annotation, biological process: maturation of LSU-rRNA from tricistronic rRNA transcript (SSU-rRNA, 5.8S rRNA, LSU-rRNA). Gene Ontology annotation, molecular function: nucleic acid binding; RNA helicase activity; ATP binding. Bases 70 to 2010 code for a protein of 646 amino acids. The record is from RefSeq and is a predicted model, not a curated record. Lineage: Eukaryota; Metazoa; Chordata; Aves; Passeriformes; Paridae. The transcript has 14 exons. Gene Ontology annotation, cellular component: nucleolus.
UUCCGGCGGGUCCGGCCGCGGCCUCCCCACGUGUGCCAGGAGCGCGGGGUUCCCGCUGCCGCCGCCGCGAUGUCGGUGCCGGCUGCUGCCAGCAACCUGCCCAUGCGGCUGCUCCGCAGGAAGAUCCACAAACGCAACCUGAAGCUGCGGCAGCGCAACCUGAAGCUGCGGGCGGCCCAGGGGGCAGUGCCGAACGAGGGGGCUUCUCAGGGACCCCCGGAGGAGGAGGAGGUGGAGGUGGAGGAGGCGGCGGUGCCAGAGGUGGAUGCAGCGGCCGAAGAGGGCGCAGAGCCUGUGGAUGCAGCCGGACCCCGAAGCGGAGAAAAGAAGAAAAAGAAGAAGAAAAAGAGAAAAGCGGCGGCCAAUGGAGGAGAUGAUACAGAAACCAAAAAAGCAAAAACAGAAGAAGAUGAUUGUGCAGAGGUAGAAGAUGGAGAUAAGCAGGACUCUGGAGAGAAAGAAGUGGAAGAGGAGGAGGAUGAAGUGCCCAGUUUGCCACUAGGUGUAACAGGUGCUUUUGAAGACAAUUCCUUUGCUUCCCUGGCUGGUUCUGUCAGUGAGAAUACAUUGAAAGGCAUAAACGACAUGGGAUUUACACACAUGACUGAAAUCCAACAUAAAAGUAUUAAGCCUCUUCUAGAAGGCAGGGAUAUUUUAGCAGCUGCAAAAACAGGCAGUGGAAAAACACUUGCGUUUCUCAUUCCUGCAGUAGAGCUCAUCUACAAGCUGAAAUUCAUGCCUAGGAAUGGAACUGGUGUUAUUAUUCUUUCUCCUACUCGAGAGCUGGCUAUGCAAACCUACGGAGUUCUUAAAGAACUUAUGAAUCAUCAUGUUCACACCUAUGGUCUGAUAAUGGGGGGCAGUAAUAGAUCAGCAGAAGCACAGAAGCUUGGAAAUGGAAUCAACAUCAUUGUAGCAACACCGGGAAGACUGCUGGAUCAUAUGCAGAACACUCCAGGUUUCAUGUACAAGAACUUGCAGUGUUUGGUAAUUGAUGAGGCAGAUCGAAUUUUGGAGGUUGGAUUUGAAGAAGAAAUGAAACAGAUCAUAAAACUUUUACCAAAGCGCAGACAGACGAUGCUUUUCUCUGCCACACAAACCAGAAAGGUUGAAGAUCUGGCAAAGAUCUCUCUGAAGAAAGAGCCACUGUAUGUUGGGGUUGAUGAUAACAAGGAGACAGCAACAGUCGAUGGUCUGGAGCAGGGUUAUGUGGUGUGUCCAUCUGAAAAAAGAUUCCUUCUGCUCUUCACAUUCCUCAAGAAGAACCGGAAGAAGAAACUGAUGGUAUUUUUUUCUUCAUGUAUGUCAGUCAAGUACCACUAUGAAUUACUCAACUACAUUGAUCUGCCUGUUUUGGCCAUUCAUGGCAAGCAGAAACAGACCAAACGUACUACAACGUUUUUCCAGUUCUGUAAUGCAGAGUCUGGAAUAUUGCUGUGCACUGAUGUGGCUGCCAGAGGAUUGGAUAUUCCUGAGGUUGACUGGAUUGUCCAGUAUGACCCUCCAGAUGAUCCAAAGGAAUAUAUCCAUCGUGUUGGUAGGACUGCCAGAGGAAUAAAUGGUAGAGGACACGCUCUGCUCAUUUUACGACCAGAAGAACUGGGCUUCCUUCGUUAUCUGAAACAAGCCAGGGUACCGCUAAGUGAAUUUGAAUUCUCUUGGUCAAAGAUCUCAGAUAUCCAGUCUCAGCUGGAGAAACUGAUAGAGAAGAACUACUUCCUUCACAAGUCAGCCCAGGAGGCUUACAAAGCUUACAUCAGAGCUUAUGACUCCCAUUCUCUGAAGCAGAUCUAUGAUGUGAAUAAUCUGGAUCUUCCCAAAGUCAGCCUUUCAUUUGGUUUUAAAGUUCCUCCAUUUGUUGACCUCAAUGUGAACAGCAACCAUGGCAGAAGACUGCAGAAAAGAGGCGGAGGUGGGGGAUUUGGCUACCAGAAGGCAAAGAACGUCCACAAAGCAAAAAUCUUCAAACACAUCAGCAAAAAAUCUGACAAUCGGCAGUUUUCUCGUUAAUUAUGGUCACUUAAAUGCCUUGUGGCCUUGGAGUAGCCUACCUUGAUCAGAACCAUCUGGCAGUUACUUCCAGUUUAAACAGCUCCUUUUCCAUUUUUAGGUCUCUUUAAGAAUUUAUUUUUUUUUUCUGGGAACAUCUUUUAUUUUUCACUUCAGGAAGAGUCUUCAGAACUGAGAUUAAAGGAGAAUAUGGCCAGCGAAUUUUGCCAUACUCUUGUAAGGAAGAUCAUUUAAAUUAAGUCAAUACUACAGAGAUAUUUUUAUUAAAGAAAGGAAUAAUACUUUUAUGUUUUAUAGAAGAAUUUGCUUUACACUUACCCUUCUUUCUGUGCAUAUCUCUGAAAAUUCUUAGAGUGGACAACAUAAGGACAUUGUGAGAAAAAAAGCUUUUGCUCAGAUGAAUCAUUGCAAGAGAUUUUAAUGCUACAGAACUCUGCUUUGGCCAUCAAAUAUACUGAAGAAUAUAGAAGAUUCCUUUAUAACUGAACCAUGGAUGAAUAAUCAAGGCUGUAUGAGCUUGUGAAUAAUUUCAGACACAGUAUCUGUAUAACAAGUACAGUGUCAACAAUAAAUCUCUUGCAUCAAUUCUGGGACAUGACUGAUA